GUGCCUCUCUCACUUCAUUUCCGCUCCUCCUGUAGAGAGAGAAGUCACAAUCAAACCGUCCUCCUUCUAAACAUAUGGCCAAAACAGCCGCCUUUCUUUCUUUCGUCGUUGUGUCCACUACUCUUUAAAAAUUCCGCCGAAAAAGAGAAGACGAUUUUCCAAAACAUUCAAGCCGUUAUCUCACGGCUCCCCCAUUACAGCACCAGUGUAUGAGCGCUUCUCGGAGGGCCUAGGGGCGGCCCUUUACCGGGAGCACUUUGACUUCAACGCUGAGCCACCUUGGGAUCCUAGCUGAUAGCGGGACAGGUCCAUCUCCUGACUUGUCCAUUUUGUUGCAUACCGGCAGGACCCAUUGGCUCAGUCGUGACCCUUUGAUUUGUUAUCUUUUCCUAUGAUUGUUGGCUUUGCGGAAUACGGUUGAGAUGAAAGGACUCACAGACAACCCCAGCUACAUCAUUGAACUAAUGGAGGGGGGAGUGACACUUGAAGAUGUCAUUGAUGGACACAUCUACGAGCAAGCUUUGGCUGAGAAGAAUGCGUUUGUAGUGGCGGACAUUGGUGCCCUAAUGCGACAGCAUGUGUGCUGGCAAAGCACUGUGCCAUAUCUACAGCCAUACUUUCCAGUCAAGUGCAACAGCAAUCCUUUAGUGAUUGAGGUGUUGGCUUCUUUGGGACUUGGCUUUGUAUGUGCUAACAAGGGUGAAGUGAACUUGGUAUUGGAGAAUGGUGUCCCACCAGAGAAUAUUAUUCUAUCUGGUGUUUGCAAGCAGCUGGCCCACAUCAAACAUGCAGCCAAGAACAACGUACAGCUCCUUGUUUGUGAAAAUGAAACCGAAUUGGCCAAGAUUUCUCGACUCCAUCCUGGUGCAAAAUUACUGGUGCAGUUGACUACAGACGCUCAUGCAGCAGAAACCAGCAUGGCUUUUGGUUCUUCUUUGAAGAGCUGUCGCCAUCUUUUAGAAGCAGCGAAGGAACUGGGUGUCCAGGUGGUUGGGGUCACAUUUCAUAUUCCCACCUCAUGCCAAGAUGCACAGGAGGCCUACACCCAUGCGCUGUCUGACGCCCGCUGUGUGUUUGACAUGGGGGAGGAGCUUGGCUUCAGCAUGGACAUCCUGGACAUUGGUGGAGGUUUCAGUGGUUCUGAGUUUCAGCUCAAACAGGUUGAGUCUACAAUUAGGCCGCUAUUGGAUGCUUACUUUCCUCCACUGUCUGGGGUGCAAGUGCUUGCCGAGCCAGGCAGUUUUUAUGUUGCUUCUGCUUUAAGUCUGGCAGUUAAUGUCAUUGGCAAAAAGUUAGCAACUUCUCCCUGGGAUGGUCUAGCUCAAGGAGAGAAUGAUAAUACAGAGUUCCUGUAUUAUAUGAAUGAAGGUGUUUAUGGUUCAUUCAGCCCGAAGCUGCUGGGAAACACAAUUGCUGCCCCAACUGUGCACAAGCAUUCACCGUGUGCUGAAGAAGCAGUGUAUCCCUCCAGCCUGUGGGGCCCCUCUCUGGACCAGUUAGACCAAGUGGUGGAGCGCUGCUUGCUGCCUGAGCUGUUUGUGGGGGACUGGCUCAUCUUCUCCAACAUGGGCGCCUUUGGUUUGGAUGACUCCACCUGGCUGUCCAGCUCUUCUCAGCUGCCUGUGUUCUACACAGUGUCCAUCUCUGACUGGGAUGACCUGCAGGAGGCUGGUGUUUCGUUGGACAAUGCCAAGAUGUUCACCAUGCACCAGUACAGUGCGUAAAUGCGGCUUACUACCCCUGUCCUGUCUAAUGUUGCACAGACCUCCAUCACAAGAGGGGUCAACGUGGUGUUUUUAGGACGAGGGUCACAAAGUGGUCAACAUUCCAACCACCUCGGAAAGUGUUAUGUCAUACAAAUUCCUCACUAAUUGAACUUAGAAGUAAAUUAUCCAUUUACAGAAUGUGGUACCUCAAGAAUAUAUAAUUUUACUCCUUUCCUCUGAUUUACUUCUUGUUGUAGAUAUAACCUUCUCAAAACAUGCAACAAAAUGGAUGACUCUUUAGAGAUGGUAUUUUUUGUUUCCUAUCUCAGAUUCAGUUUACAAUGUGCACAAUUAAUUUAAACCAAUUGCUUUAAUUAUUAACUGUUUUACAGUCUUGUAAACCCUGUCUUGAACACAUCAGUUUUGUCUAGAUUUUUUGAAGCGUUAGAUGAAGUGUCUUCAUACAGCAGACCCUAUUUGCAUUGUAUAAAAGUUAAUGCAUUUCAUAAUUUAUUUGUUGUUGCAUUUGACCUCUUUGCAAUAUAUUUAUUUGAUAGUUUUGAUGACCAAUUUCUUCAGAACUAGAGAUAUUUAGGCCAGGUGUUGUACUGUGGCCCUACAGUGUUCCUGAAUCCUGACAGAAUGUGUUAUUUAAAAACUAUAUGAAUUAAAGGUAUUGUAAUUGACAUUUGUGGCCGCUGCCUCUCCAUUUAUUUGUAAGGCAUGAAGGAUAAUUUAUAGGAGUCAGUAGUAAUUUAUUCAAAUCCAAUCUGCUUUUGUCAGAAAUUGUAAGUAAAAUAAAAUAUCCUGCUGCAAUGCUACAAUCAUUGAAUUAGAUUGGUCUGAAGGGAAAAAAGUGCAUCCAUUGAACCUGGAAAAAAAGCAUGUGGCUUAAUUGGUACAUUAACCAAAAACGUCAAGCUGUACGCACCCAUUUGCACUGCCUCAUCUUUCCUCAUGCCUUCCAAUUGUAAUGAGGGAGGAAAGGUUUAUGUAAUGCAAUAUUCUGUUUAGAAACAUCUACAGCUUCUUUAAAUCCUGUCCUUGUGUGACUAAAUACUGAUGUAUUAAUGACUUGCUCAAAGGCACUAAUGGACCAUACCCGGUUUUGACUGUAAAUUGUACUUGUUAAAGUAAUAAUUGAUAAUUUAAUACAUUUCUGACUGAAACAA
Messenger RNA from Periophthalmus magnuspinnatus, 2878 nucleotides. It is a transcript of the gene azin1b, whose product is annotated as antizyme inhibitor 1b. Gene Ontology annotation, cellular component: cytoplasm. Lineage: Eukaryota; Metazoa; Chordata; Actinopteri; Gobiiformes; Gobiidae. The record is from RefSeq and is a predicted model, not a curated record. Gene Ontology annotation, biological process: negative regulation of protein catabolic process; positive regulation of polyamine transmembrane transport. Bases 423 to 1724 code for a protein of 433 amino acids. Gene Ontology annotation, molecular function: ornithine decarboxylase activator activity; ornithine decarboxylase activity. The transcript has 11 exons.